This is a messenger RNA of Encephalitozoon hellem ATCC 50504, 357 nucleotides long. RefSeq lists its product as uncharacterized. The transcript has a single exon. Bases 1 to 357 code for a protein of 118 amino acids. Lineage: Eukaryota; Fungi; Microsporidia; Unikaryonidae. The record is from RefSeq and is a predicted model, not a curated record.
AUGAGUCUUAGGGACUAUGCUCUGGCCGUCUUCGAGGCAACCGGGAAUUCCUUUGCCAUUGGAUGCUCCAUGGCAUUUGCUAGUAACAUGCUUAAGAGUGGGGACAGGCAUUUCUACUCGAGACAGCCGCUGAGGAGCGGAGGAGAGCUGGCGAAGCACACCAUGGUCUAUUCACUCCUUUAUUAUGGGUUGAGCGAAGCAAGGGCUGUCAGGUGGAUAAGGCUUCUUGGGCCGUCGUUCGUUGCGUCCUUCAUAUGCGGGAUGAGGAACGGAAGAGGCUUUGGGAUCAGAAGCGGGAUUGACGGGAUGGUGAGCUCGUUUGUCCAAGAAAUCGUUGGGAAAAUAAAGGGAUGCUAG